CAGCCAACUAAUUUAAUUGACCAUGAUACAAGGGGGCUGACAUGGUUCAUCUGCGACCUGCACACCUCAACUCCACACAUAGAAACACAACCUCCAGCGCAAAGAAUGCUUUGGAGCAGCUGGCAUCCAUUGAUCUCAUUGAACUAUGCAAGGAGGCUAGAAUCGAGCACUGCCGUGCAACUAGGGACUUGAGUAGUUGUGGCCGCUAUGUGCAGCAUGUGCUUAACUCAUGUGGGCAUGCAUCGUUAUGUGCUGAGUGCAGCCAAAGAUGUGAUGUCUGUCCUAUUUGCAGGAGCCCAAUACAAGGCACUGGGACUAGGGUUCGGCUGCGCCUUUACUACAAGUGCCUGGAGGCUGGCCUUAUCUCUAAGCAGCAUGAUGAAAGGUUUCAGGAAAAGGAAGACCAUGGUGAUCCUGUUAACUUGGACGUCCAGCGGUUGCAUUCCUUGUUUGACGUUGCCCUUCAAAACAAUUUGGCAUCCUUGAUAUGCCACUAUAUCACAGAUGUUUGUUUGGAUGAAAAUGCUGUGUCAAGUGAUCCACUUCUGGCUUUUCUUUUGGAUGAGGUAGUCAUCAAGGAAUGGUGCAAGGCUGCUGUUAAUGCACUGAUAUCUGAGAUUAGCAUGAUUUAUAGAUCUGGAUUAGAGACAAUGAUAUCUAAGUUAUCCGAGCUGCAGAAGUUUGCAGUGCAGUUAGCAGGAAUCUCCAGUGUUGUUGAAGUUAUGAUCACAUCUUUCAGUGAGGCAGUUUCAGCUCAUGUUAAUGACCUUCAUCAACUCAUGGAAAGCACACUGAAGGCGAAACAGCAUUUGGAGGCCAUGAUGUGGUGCAUCAGGCAUAAAUUUCUUGAGGACAUAUGCUUAAGGCACACUAACUUAGCAUCUUGGAGUUCUGAUGUGAUUAAAAGAAAGGCGUCUGCAAAAGAACGGAAAUGGCCUGAAUUCUCUGAUAAAUCAUCUGCAUACAAUGAAGACAACGAGGGGAUACUUUUCAUUGAGCAGGCACUACAGAACCUUGGGAUUCAAGAAAGGUACAGUGAUAAUGAGGAAGGAGUGAAAAUUGCCUGUUUGCAGAGUGAACAAUCAUCAUCUAUAUUCCGUUCCACAAUUGAUCAGUUUAGUGUUGAUAAAUACCCAUUUAAGAACUUGCGAGAGGCUGUUGAUGUACUUUUCCUGCAUGGAGCAUCUGACAUGGUGAUUGCAAAGCAAGCAAUUUUCUUGUAUUAUCUAUUUGAUUGUCACUGGACAAGACCAGAUUCAGAAUGGAGGCAUCUUGUGGAUGAUUUUGCUGCCACCUUUGGGAUCUCUAGGAGAAUAUUGCUUGAAUGUCUGGUAUUUUGUCUUUUGGAUGAUCAUUCUUCCCAUGCUCUAGAGGUGGCAUGUUCUCUACUUCCCAAGAUUUCUAGCAAGGAAACACACCCGAAGAUAGCACAAGUUCUUCUGGAGCGUCAUAAACCUGAUGUGGCAUUAGUUGUGUUAAAGUGCACAGGGCGUGACACCUUCUCUGCUGCUGCAAACAUUGAGAAAGAUGGCACAGCAUCUCUUAGUGAGGCAGUAACCGCAGUCCGUGUAAGAAUUGAGUAUGGCCAUCUAGCAGAAGCAUUUAUGUACCAUAGGGGCUACUGCUCUAAGGUAAAAGAGCAAAGGUCAGCAGAUAUUUUACACAUUGAAGAUGCUAAUGGUCACAAAAGCUCUUGGAUGCACCAUGUUGAGGUAAUGAUGACUGAGUUUUGUAAUAUCUGCAUUGAGAGGAGCAUUGUUGAUAGAAUGAUUGAUCUGCCUUGGGAUUCUGAGGAAGAAAAACAUCUUCAUAAGUCCCUCCUUGACUAUGCUCGUGAAAUGCCCAUGGAGCCAUUUGGUAGUUUGCUUGUUGUUUUCUACCUACAGCGUUAUCGGUAUACAGAAGCAUAUGAGGUUGAUUGUACUCUUCAGAGCUUUGAGCAGACUGCAUUGGAAACUGCUAGUGAAGAAGCAGCAUCCAAAAUCAGAGCAAUUGCUCAGUGGAGACAGAGUUUGGUUGCUAAAUGCGUUGAGAUGCUUCCUGAGGCUCAGAGGGAGGAUAUGAGAGCCAUUGGCAGUGGAGAGAAAAACCAGUUUGCUGCACGAACUAUGCAAAAUUCUUCUCCAGCUAAUCAUCUGGGAAGAUUACCAAAUCCUAUCAUUGCAUUGAGCUUAUCUGCCACCCCUAUUCCUCAAAAGAAGUCAAGUCCUCUCCACUCAAGACAUAUCAAUGCAUUGGAUGAUUCUGUUGGCCUUAACAGCAGUGUCCGUUCAGAGUUUGAUAGAAAGGUCCCGUCUAUCCUCCAAUGCAGACCAGUUCCCCUGGGCUCACCUAUAUCUAAUACGAGGUCAACUGCAGGGGGUAUAUCAUUGUUCCCCUCUGUGGGACAGAAUGGAGAGGGUCCAUAUUUAAAGGGCACUAAAGAACACAGUUUUAUGAAAGGAGAGUCUGGUUUUAAAAAAGGAACUAAACCUACUGGUUAUGAUUCAAUCCCUAUGUAUUUCAACAUGGGUUCUAGUGAUACACCUAUGAAAGAUUACCAAUCGAGUUCUUUGAGGACUGAGGUUAACAAAACCACUCCCUUUCAAGGAAAAGAUUCUAUCAGAAAGGGGGAGUUUGGUUUCGGUUCACGCGCUGAGAAACCUUUCAUCUUGAGUGGCACAGGUGCUGGUCAAAACGGCCACUCAAAGAUAUCUGAGAGUGCUGGUUUUCUUGAGGACCACAUGCAGAAAACUAAAGUACCUGCUAAAGAGAAUUUUCUUAGCUUUGGUAAGAAAUCUUCAGUUGAUGAAGCAGCAUCUGGGAAAGGUGUGUCAAGGUGGAGAUCCGAUGAGUCUAGUGAAGAUGAAGAUGAUAAAAGAACAGGUGGGUAUAUGGGGAGCGGAGCUUCACUUGCUACCAGGAGACGAGCCAGGUUUUCUAGAAGAUGAUAUUUUCCAUCUGGUCCAGGUAUUUUUAAUCGCUCGUAGGGGACAUCUUGUCGAAUUCUUUCCCAGUCAUACUACUUAUCCCCUAAAUGUAACUGCGAUUUGUUUUGAUGAAAGGUGCAACUUACCCAAUGUCUUUUGGAGAAAAUUGUUGCAGCUAUAUUGGAAAAUUUUGGUGUGCCAUGGCCGCAAUGAUGUAUUGUAACUAAAGUAAAGAUGUAUGCAUGUUGCAUAAAAAUAGCUGGCUUUUUAAGGCGUGCACUUCUGGAAAAA
Messenger RNA from Oryza brachyantha (malo sina), 3200 nucleotides. Its product is annotated as E3 ubiquitin-protein ligase HOS1. The record is from RefSeq and is a predicted model, not a curated record. Gene Ontology annotation, biological process: protein ubiquitination. NCBI's taxonomy places the organism in Eukaryota, Viridiplantae, Streptophyta, Magnoliopsida, Poales, Poaceae. The transcript has 11 exons. Bases 42 to 2930 code for a protein of 962 amino acids. Gene Ontology annotation, molecular function: ubiquitin-protein transferase activity.